Penicillium odoratum is the source of this 972-nucleotide messenger RNA. RefSeq lists its product as uncharacterized. The transcript is spliced from 4 exons. The record is from RefSeq and is a predicted model, not a curated record. Bases 1 to 972 code for a protein of 323 amino acids. Gene Ontology annotation, biological process: carbohydrate metabolic process. Lineage: Eukaryota; Fungi; Ascomycota; Eurotiomycetes; Eurotiales; Aspergillaceae. Gene Ontology annotation, molecular function: arabinan endo-1,5-alpha-L-arabinosidase activity.
AUGCUGGGCCUCUUCUCUCUUUUCAUUUCGUUGGCUGCAGCUUACCCUGCUCGAGGGCCAUGCACGGGUAACUGUUGGGCCCAUGAUCCUUCAAUGAUCCAGCGCGAGUCGGAUGGCACGUACUUCCGCUUCUCUACAGGCACAGGUGUGAACAUUAUGUCCUCGCCGGCACUGAAAGGACCUUGGACAGAGUUGGGUGUAGCCUUGCCCGAUGGCUCUAACAUCGAUCUCGACGGCGCGAACAAGACCAAUAUCUGGGCCCCCGAUGUUCACUAUGCCGAUAACACCUAUUACAUGUACUAUGUUAUCUCCAAGAUUGGUACACAGACAUCUGAGAUCGGCGUGGCUACUUCCACCACUAUGGAGCCCGGUUCCUGGACUGAUCAUGGUGCCAUUGGUAUCCCCGCAAACUCCGAUUACAACCGCAUCGACCCCAACUGGAUCGAGAUCGAUGGCAAGCAGUACCUUCAAUUCGGUUCCUUCUGGCAAGACAUCUACCAGGUUGAGCUCACGAGCGCAUUGAAAGUCGGAUCUAGCACCCCUUACCAGCUGUCAUGGAACGCCUCCCUCAACCACCGUGAGGAGGGAUCUUUUCUGUACAAACACAACGACUAUUACUAUCUUUUCUUCAGCGCCGGUAUUGCGGGCUCAUACACCGCAACUACUCCCGCAGCGGGCGCCGAAUACAGUAUUCGUGUGUGCCGCUCUACCUAUGGAACGGGUGGAUUUGUGGAUAAGGACGGCACUGAGUGUACCAAGUCAGGCGGCACGAUGCUAUUGGCCAGCCACGACCAGGUCUACGGACCCGGUGGAGAGGGUGUUCUCACGGACAAAGACCUCGGACCUAUUCUGUACUACCACUAUUAUCCCCUCGCUGAGAAGGAGGCCGGUGGCGAUGGCAAUGCCGGUUAUCGCUACGGCUGGAACGAGUUGGGCUUUACGGACGGGUGGCCGGUUGUCAACGCGGCUUAA